Molecule: messenger RNA, 5806 nt
Organism: Pocillopora damicornis (cauliflower coral)
Lineage: Eukaryota; Metazoa; Cnidaria; Anthozoa; Scleractinia; Pocilloporidae
Product: RYamide receptor
Biological process (GO): G protein-coupled receptor signaling pathway
Cellular component (GO): plasma membrane
Molecular function (GO): G protein-coupled receptor activity
Source: RefSeq, a predicted model, not a curated record
GCUCGCCAUGAUUAGUCAAUUUUAGCUUAGGGUUAGGAAAAUGCGGGCCGUAUUCUUUAGAGGAGACCGCUUCGUAAGUCCAGGGACGGCAAGAAUUUCCUUUAUUAAGGGCUGCCGCUAUACAACGAACAUCUCAUAAAAAUGUUUUCUUGUUCCUUACUGUGAAAUGUGAAAACAUGAAAUUCCAGCAAAAGGUUCUCUUUUGUUAUUCGAUGUUAUGAAAUAUGAAUCUAUCAGGCUCACAGCGGUAAGUUGCAACGCUAGAGAAUUUAUCACCAAAAUAUUAUAAAACUUCAAGUGAACAACUGAUUUAGCCAAAUUGUUAAUGAAAUGUUCUGACAUCAGUUUAGAUGUAAUCAGCUGCUGAUAUACUGUUAUGAUUGGUCGAUUUUUUCCACUCCAUUCGAAAUGCAAACGUGACAUUUUGUUGAUUGCAACAGGAAUUUUGAAAGCAAAUAUUACGAAAAGAAGGUGAAAGCUGCGUACACUUGGAAAUAAGUGAACUUUUGAAAACGAGCUACCAUUAUUUUAAAGAGCAUCUUAAUAAACAAUUGGUUCGUUUUCAAAAUUAAGUUGAUAAAGAAAGGUGAAACAUCGUGGCGAAUUUUGAAAAGCGAACCGGCGUUGCAAGAGUUGUUUGCUCUGACGACAGCUUCAUAGAAACGUAAGAGCUGAUAGCAUUUAAAAUUUGCCACAGAGUUUUAUUUACCUUUAUCAACUAGCAGUGGAUAACCAACGCAGCAAAACCUCCUUCAUUUGCUUCUUAGUAACUAGAGGUGUUGAUAGCUAGGUAUUUCAACUUUGCCGACAGACACUUUGUUGAGCUUGAGUGAAUAUAAAUAAAUUACUUUUACAACGACUUGCUUAAAGAAAUUCUGCGCAGAAAGCACUCAGUAACAUUGGUUAGAAAGGUGUAAAGUGGCUUGAAUAUUUCUUUCUCGUGGAAUACAGAUAUUUCAGGUUGACUUGAACAUAUUUACACGCAGUGAUAGCUAUAACUGUUUUUUUUCACUGAAUGAUUUGUCAGUGCAUAAAUUACGGAGUGCACUAUUGUAGUAAACACACUUUUGUCAAACUGCGUCGACGUGAUUGGUUCAUUGGAGAAUGAAAUUGAUAGAUCUUCAGUUCGUAAUAUUUAGUUUAUCGGGUCUGCUUAGGGCUUGGGUGGUUUAAGGACAAAUAUUGCACAAUCUAGGGGGUGAAAACCUUUGUAUGGGUUUUAAUCUAAAUAUUUCACGUUCGCAACGCUCUUCUGAGACCCAUAAAAUGACGAAAAGUUUGGUAUGGUUUUGCUAAAGCUGUAAUUACUGAGGAACCGAGGAAUCCGAAGUCGAGAAGUUAUAUGAUGGACUGAUCGUCAUAUUAAGAAAAGAAAACAGACCGGUGAGUUCGGUGAAUGUGUUCUCAUUGAGACCGGAAGGUAAUGAAUUGAUAGCUUUGAACUAAGAAUUACUAAAUUAUGGCACAAUUAGCAAUCAAACUUCUUUGCCUUGCUAAUUUUUCGUUACCCAUCAUUGCUUUUUCUUGUGUUUGUUCUACUCGUUUCCGGCUUUUGUUUGUUGUUGUUGUUGUUGUUGUUGUUGUUGUUGUUUUGACUCGUUUUGUUUUCAUUGUGAGUGCCAAACGUUGGUCUAUUUAUGGCAGUGUGAGAGUUAAUUGUAGUCCUCGACAAGCAAGCCCUCUGCUGGUCAAUCGUUUAGGCGGUGAUUCACAGCUUGAACUACGUUAUCGUUCCCGAGAUAGAAUAGAGUUAGCACUCAUCAUAAAAAGGAAUAAUUUUAAUGUUUAGUAUCGAUCGUGAGUUAAGCCAGCUUGAAGCAUCCUGUGAAUAAUAAUAAAAAAGGGUUUCUUGAACUGCUUAAUCUCACUUGUUUUCAAUUUCGAAAAGUGAAUCUAAACCUUCUCAAUUAGCCCAAUUAAGCCGAGUUCUUUCUCGCUGGUAAUGGGAGAAAAGAAGAGAAGUAGUCUUGAAAGUCAUCUCGAGAAUAUGACCGUGAAAGUAACUUUAAAAGUCAGCGUUUCUUAAACUUUGAUCCUUAAUGUGACAGAGCCACACAAGGGCUGUGAAGGAGACUACUUGCAAGCGUGGUACCAAUGCAGUUUAUUUCUGCUCACAAUUGUUCAGACAACAGACCACAAAAUAGCUGUCUUAGAUAUUUCAUAAAAAUUGGAAAGGUCUUUUUGGCUCUCUAUCGAACGAUGUUUUUGUUGGAAACUAUGAAAAUUAUUGCUCCUUUUCUUUUACAAAAUUGAAAAAAUCGGUGUCUCAUCUCAACCCACACAUCCAAAAGAAUAACAGUUGCAUGCGUGUCAUGCCUAUGUUGGCAUUUAUAUCUUCCACCAGCUGUGCAUUGAGGUGAGGUCGGGGAAAACAAUGACAUGAAGUGAAUUUACGUGUUUUGCAAUUGUCCCUUAAAUUAAUUUAACCUUGCCAAAUACCUAAAUUCUUCUCUUCGUAAAUGCAUUUACAAAUUUAAUUUCGAAAGACGCAUUUUGGUGAUGCUUUAAUUUUUACUGUUGACACAACUAAUUUUAAUCGAUGAUUUCUAACGAUAGUAGUUUUAUGAUUAUUUACACGGUUCUUUUCCCUUUCACUGCACUUAAAUGAGCCGGUUUAUUUAUUAAUUCAUGGCAUGUUACGAGCCUUCUAACUAGUGGUGCACUUGACUGUGAAAGAGAUGUCAUUAUUCGGCAAUUUACACUGCCUAACCCGCCGUUACCGCUUGAUAAUGGAGAGUUUUUUCUCGCCAAGAAUUCCUUUUGGUGACGAGAAUCACAUCUUCGCGAACAUUUUCGAUGAAUGACGUCGAGGGAACAAAUGACUAAAUCGUUUUAGGCUAUUGUUCCCAACAAAUCGUCGAUGUUAUUGGAGGACAAAUUUAAUAAUGGUUAUCACGUGUAAACAGCACAUAUAGCGUUUUGUUCUCUUUUUCCGUUUUCAUUUGACUACUAAGUUCGUCAGGUAAAUAUUAAUUAGUAGCUGUUCGACUAAGUUCUUUAUCUUGGUAGGAGGUGUGAGACAGUUUCCACAUCGAGCCGCGUCGAUCAAGUCAUCUCUGUUGGCGAACAGGGCCGCGCGCUACCUGCAUUCUUCUCGUUUGACAGAAGCCCAACCAACUCAUAUCAUAUUCAAAGGAAACAGGUUUCGUUAGAACAGUUAUCGUCAAAGAGUUUCCGCCGGUUUAUGUGAAGAUUGAAAUCGAGCGCUUUACUUCUGUUGGACACCGAACGCAAGGUGCUUGGUUGGUGAAAACUUGUGCUUCAAUUAAUCAGCUAUUGAUGGUGGAACUGAAAAACGAAACAGAAUUUUCCAUGGCUUCUAACAUGACACAAAAUAACACCAUCUCGCCACCUGGUGAGGGAGUCGUAGUCCCGCGAGACAUUCAGGUUGGAGUCACAGUGGUCGCAGUCACAACUUUUAUCCUGGCAGGAAUUGGUAACUCGCUAGUGAUCUACAUCGUAUGUACAGUCAACCAGAUGAAGAGCUCAACAAACACUCUCAUUGCCAAUAUGGCUGUUGCAGAUCUUCUCAUGACCAUUGACAUUCCUUAUAUACUCAAAUGGGUGUACGUGUGGAAUGGUUGGUUUGGUACAUUUAUGGGCACCGCCUUGUGCAAGUUCUUUCACUCAGCUCAAGUUGGUUCCUUGGCUGCUUCAGUGUUUAGUUUGGUGGCGAUUUCUUUAGAUCGCAGUUUUGGUAUUUUAUUUCCAAUGAGAACCAUAAUGACCAGGAAUGUUGUGCGUUUUGCAAUCGCCGCGAUUUGGCUCGGCGCACUGGCCUUGUCCAUUCCGAUUAUGCUAGUGGUCAAGAACACCAAAGAUGAAGGAACGGGAAAUAUGAUCUGCGACGAGAAUUGGCCGCCCAUAUCACAUAAAACCUACGCAUGGUUUCUAUUCACAACUUCCUACAUCAUUCCAAUUUUGAUCAUUGCGGUAGUCUACUUCUUAGCGGGGAUGCGCCUUUGGAGCAGGAAACUCCCAGGUCAUCGCACGUUAAUGUCGCACAAGAAAGCUCAAGCGUCCAGCAGACGCGCCACAGUUAUGUUGAUAACAGUGGUUAUCGUUUUUGCUCUUUCUUGGUUUCCAUUUCAAGCCUUGGAAAUCAUAAGAUUUAUCGAUCCGAAAAUAUUAACCAACUUUACAGUCCCAAUGGCGGUUUGGUAUGUCAUUCCGUGGUUUGGUUACUGUAACAGUGCCGUCAAUCCAAUUAUUUAUGUGAUCUUCUCGGAGAAUUACCGUCACGAAUUUUAUCGAAUCCUCUGCAGGGGACCAAGCCGCAAGGAGCGUUACAGGAAGACUAUUGUAUACAGCCGCAGCGCAACUCGCACGACACGCUUAUCAAGAGCUAGCUCAUUGGCAGUCAGUAUUCCUCUUCAGAAGUUGAGAGAAGAAGCUGACCAUAGAAGAGGGAGUCCAGAGACGCCGUGAGUCCAGUCCAAACUAUUUAAAUAUCAGGCCUUUGCAAAAAGUUCUCCUGAACUGGGGAAGAAAAGGCACCAAAAUUACUCAAACAUUUCUCAGCCGUUAUGUUCGUUUUUGCUUCACCUUUCUUUUAGCAAGCUUUGUGCUUGAUGUAAUUUUCAGGAAGAAUUUCCUACAAAAAAAACUCUGACCUCUUUCUGACUGCUUUCGUUUUCCUGUUGGGUUUCGUUCCUUUUCUUCUUCUUUUCAGAUUUCUUUGACUGAAUCAGCGCAACUUGAUAUAUUCAAAGAGCACGUUUUGCGCCAACUUUUUAUUAGUUUUAAUUUUACCAUUGUUCUGAUAUUUUCACCCUGUAAUUUAUUGCGUUGAGAGUGGCACGGUUUCUUUCAACUAUAACCCGUUUUAGUUAUAGAAAACAGCAGUGAUAUGUCUCUGUGAUAUUACUGUGGUAACUGGAUCUGACAGAUGUUUUGCAGUACUUUACCUUACUAUAAUAUCGUACCAGAGGUACUACUACGAGUAUGGCCGACGUCGGCCGACGUAUACUGAAAUCGUUUGUUGUUACUGCCUCAAUUGCCAACGGGUAAUGGUCAACUCAAACGCUACUUUUUACCACCAUUCAACGUUAAAUUGUUUCGUAGGUAAGACUCGUGCCGUGGGGAGUAUUUAGGUCAAUUUUUGCUGGAUAUGUACCUCUGUUCUCUUAGAACCCCUAACCCACCAUAGUCGAUUGUUUGGCCAAUUAUAAUAUCCGUCUUAGUCAUUUUUGGUCACACGGUAACAACUUUUUAACCUCGAAUGUUCCCGUUUUAAAUAUUAACUUACCAGAAUUUUCUUACCCCCAAAAUCCAAAAAUGUACGACCCCACUAAAGUGCUACCCCGUUAUAGACAGUCGUUAAAAUGUGACCACAUCCACAUCCCCUUCAGCUUUUUACAAGGAAGUAAACGCCCUCUCCCGAGGACUUGUGCUUGUUGCACCUGUAAUCAUCAACCAUCAAUGGUUCUUAUGAGAAAUUAGGAGACUUAUGUGAGCAUCAAAUGGAAAUAAAAUGAUUUAAUUACAAUAGCAGUAAGGAUAAAACAUUUCCUGUAGAUUAAAAAUAUUUCAAACAAUUUGGACUUCGAAACAGUUUACUACGAAGAAAGCGAAUAAAUUGAAACGAUGACGAAAAUCUGCACAAGGAAGACUUAUAGAUAAUGCACAAGGAAACGACUAUACCACCUUUGUACUUUUAUUAUGAUCUUAGAAACAUUUCAUUUUAACUGUAAAUAAGUGAAAAUUCCAUGACACUAAAUUUGCAUUGUCAACACUAGUAUAUUUCCACGAUAAGGCAAAUAACGUGUGUUCUUUUGAACUUAAUAAAGAGUUCUUUGCAAUCUCA